CGUUCGAGACGGCGGGGCGGGCCACGUCAGGCAGGCGGCGCGGGCCUGAGCUGUGGCAGAAGGGAGACUCUGCAUACAUACAUGUCGGAGAAGCAAAAAUGUCAGAUGACAUCAGGAAAAGGUUUGAAUUUCCAAAUUCUCUUAUACAAUCACAGGCUGUGGGUCAUCUUAUUGCUGCAGUUCUAAAGGAAAGUGGUUUUUCAGGAAAGAUCCAUCAAUCCACAAACCAGACUCCUGCCUUGAACUUGCUAUGGGAGAAGUGUUGCAGUGAUAAUGUCGUGGUUCGAACAGCCUGCUGUGAGGGUCUGGUGGCACUCGUGGCUCAGGAUCAUGCAGAGUUCAGCUAUGUUCUCAAUGGGAUACUCAACCUGAUUCCAUCGACCAGGAAUACCCAUGGCUUGAUAAAAGCCAUUAUGAAAUUAUUACAAAUGCAAGCUCUUAAGGAAGGACAAGGUGAGGAAACGAGUAUUCAGGAUAUAUAUACUAUUAGAAAUCAUCCUCACCCUUUGAUCACUGUGCUUGAAUACAGACCUGAUUGCUGGCCAGUACUUUUGCAGCAGCUAACAGUUUUUUUUCAGCAAUGUCCUGAAAGGUCAGAAGUUUCAUGUAUCCAAAUAAUGGCACCAUUUCUAUGGUAUCUAUAUUGUGAACCAUGGCAGUUACAAGAAUAUGCUAAACUUCGACUAGCCCUGCGAAAAGUCUUACUUCAACCCUGGGUUCUUUGUGACAAAGAACAACCAUCAAUAUUGCAACAACAGAUACUUCAACUGUGUUGUGACAUAGUUCCAUGUUUGCAGAUAAAAGAUUUGAUACAGACAACAGAAGUGAUGCUGUUUAUCGAGGACAUAUAUUUAAGCCUUUCACAUCGUCCCGUUUUCUGGAAAGUUCAGCUUACCCAGCUAACUCUUCAGCUGCUGUGUGUCUGUGAAGUCAGCUUAAAGAUAACUGGGGAAUGCUCAUCUUUAAUUCACCUUUUAGAGCACGGUGUUGAACUUCUGAAGGAGGAUUUUCCUGUUGAACUGGUCAUAAUUGGAAUAGCUUUAUUACUUCUACAGACUCCAGCAAGUCAGCAGAAGCCAAUCUUAAAUCUAGCUUUGAAGCUCCUCUCUUUUGCCGAUGGUCAGAAAAUUCCAAAAUCAUCCUCGCUGCUAGUGAUGCCAGUUCUGCAGAUAUUAUCUUCUACUGCUUUGGAAGACUGCAUAUCCCCAGAUGAAGACAGUCCCUCUAGGCAGCAGUUGGCUCUGAAUCUGUUAGAAAUGGUACAGCAGGAGAGCUACAGAGACGACCACCAAAAGCUGCCCUACAAGCUUGUCUUCCCCAUAACCAGCAUGUAUGGGUCAAUAUUUACAGCCUGGAGGAUCCUUGAAGUAAUGAGAGAAGAGUCUUCAGUGAGUGACUGGUUGGCUUCAGUAGAGUCAUUGCUCCCUGUCACUACAGUGAUCCCUGUGCAUGUUUUUCUUCUGCUGGCUCACCUCCUUGUUGAAGAUAAAGGAAGAAAUCUUCGCCAAAUACUGAAGGUCACUACAAAAUUAGCCCAAGCAGAUUCCUCUCAGGUACCAAAUUUAAUUCCAGUUUUGAUGUUCAAAUUAGGAAGACCACUGGAACCUAUAUUAUACAAUGAUAUCUUAUAUACUUUACCUACACUUGGUGUUCACAAGGUGUGCGUUGGACAAAUUCUACGAGUAAUCCAACUUCUUGGAACUACUCCACAACUAAGAGCUGUCACUUUGCGCUUGUUGACAUCUUUGUGGGAAAAGCAGGAUCGCGUCUAUCCUGAACUGCAGCGUUUCAUGGCAAUGUCUGAUGUACCCUCUCUCUCUGCGGGUAAGGAGGUCCAGUGGGAGAAAUUGAUUGCUAAAGCAGCAUCCAUCAGAGACAUAUGUAAGCGAAGGCCAUAUCAGCAUGGUGCAGAUAUGUUGGCAGCUAUUUCCCAGGUGUUGAAUGAAUGCACCAAGCCCGAUCAAGCUAGUCCAGCAGCUUUGGUGUUACAAGGUCUUCAUGCACUCUGCCAAGCUGAGGUUGUUUGUAUUCGCUCCACUUGGAAUGCUCUCUCUCCAAAGCUGAGUUGUGAUACAAGACCUCUCAUUUUGAAGACCCUCAGUGAACUGUUUUCUCUGGUUCCUUCCUUAACAGUCAAUACAGCUGAAUAUGAGAAUUUUAAAGUUCAAGUCCUCAGCUUCCUCUGGACUCAUACUCAAAGCAAGGACCCAGUUAUAGCAAAUGCUGCAUAUAAAUCUCUGGCACACUUUAGUGCCGGAGAGCACACCAUUCUUCAUCUACCUGAGCAGAUAAGACCAGAAAUCCCUGUUCCCGAUGAGCUAGAUGAAGAUGAAGAUGAUGAGGGUGACGAAAAGAAUGUGGAUCUUUCAGUUCCUGGUUCUUGUUAUCUCAAACUGUUGUCACUCACUGCUCCUUUGGUUUUACCAGCUUUGGAGGAAUUUUUUAUAUCACUUGUGAAGCAAGAAAUGGUAAAUAUGCCCCGUGGGGUAUAUCAUUCUGCAUUAAAAGGAGGUACCCGCUCAGACCAAGGAAAGACUGUAGCAGGAAUCCCCAAUUUUAUAUUGAAAAUGUAUGAAACAAACAAGCAACCAGGUUUGAAACCUGGCCUUGCAGGUGGUAUGUUAUUUUGUUACGAUAUUUCAAUGUAUCAGAGUAAAGAUGGCAAACCAUUGAAUCGACUGAUGGCCAGUAGAGGGCGAAGUUUCAAGCAGACCUCCCUUGCUCUGGUGCAUGAGGUUCACAUCCAGCUUUCAGAGUGGCACCGUGCCAUUUUUCUCCCACAGGCGUGGCUGGUAUAUAUGAAUCGAGCUUAUCAUGCCAUUUUACAGGGAAGAAUAGGAGAGCUGGAGUUGCAGUUAAAACAUGGAAAAGAAGGAGCUGAGGAGGUGCAAUACAAAAAAAGCACAGCCUGGCUCUGGGUCCGAGACAUGUUGACUGAUGAGAUCACAAAGGCAGCUGCAAAGGAGAGCCCAGUGGUCAAAGGCAAUGCACUGUUGGCCUUAAGCAGCCUUGCUGUCAUCGUAUCCAAACAUGAAGCCAGCCUCUCCUCAGACGCUGAGGGGGUCCUGGAGGUUCAGCCUAAUUUCCUUUCAAUGAAAGAGUGGGUUUCCAUGGUGUUUGACACUCUCCUGGUCAUUGUGGAUAGCCAUUACCAACCCAGAGGACAGCUUUUCUCCUGGUUUUAUUAUAAAUCCUAUUCUGGUGAAAACACAGCUAGUGCCAUCGCCCGUUCUGCGGCUGCCACGGCUUUGUCUCUCCUUGUGCCAGUUUUCAUUACCUCUUGCAAAGAGAAGGUUGAGGAAAUCCUGAACAUGCUGACUGCCAGGUUACCUGGGAAACCAAGUGCUGAUGAGUCUCAAGCCGUGCAAAUCCACAUGGGCCUUGCUUUGGGGAUGUUUCUCUCUCGCUUGUGUGAGGAGAAACUCAGUGAUAUAUCUGGCCAGCAGAUGAACCUUCUUCUGAUGAAGUCUUUGGAUGCCCUGGAAAAUUGCUGCUUUGACACUAGUCUUGAAUAUAACACGGGCUGUAUAUUGGGAGUUGGACUUGUUCUGUCCCUCAUGAGCCACAGCAGCCAAAUGGAGUCACGAGUUCAUGUGGCAGCAUCACUUCGGAAGCUUUCUACAUACCUCGAUGACAGUGGGAGCCAGAGCAGAACAUUUCAGGAGGUCCUUGCCUAUACCAUUAGCUGUGUGUGCACAUCAGCAUUCAGUGCUGGAAUUAUUGAGGCUGCAGAGGCUGAAGAUAUUAUGAACAAGCUUCGACUGUUGGUAGAGAACAACCAGCAGACCUCAGGUUUUGCCUUGGCCUUAGGGAACAUAGUUCACGGCUUGUCUGUAUGCGGACAUGGGAAAGCUGAAGACUUAGGCAACAAACUGCUCCCUGCCUGGAUCAGAAUUGUUCUAGCAGAGGGCACGCCCACAAUGCUUUGCUUGGCAGCUCUUCAUGGUAUGGUAGCCUUGGUAGGCUCCGAAGGAGAUAUAAUGCAGCUGAAGUCAGAAGCCAUACAGACCUCUCAUUUUCAAGCCAGACUUAAUGAAGUCAUCAGAACCAUAACACAGGUCAUCAGUGUAUCCGGGGUGAUUGGUCUUCAGUCCAAUGCAAUCUGGCUUCUGGGACAUCUUCAUCUAUCUAUUCUGUCCUCCAAUCAAAGUAGAACCUCUGUUCCUACUGACUAUAGCUAUUUGCCUGAAAGCAGUUUUAUCAGAGCAGCCAUUGGCUUCUUCAUUACAGGAGGGAAAAAAGGCCCUGAAUCUGUGCCUCCUUCCCUUCUCAAGGUAGUGAUGAAACCCAUUGCAACUGUUGGCGAAAGCUACCAGUACCCUCCCGUGAACUGGGCUGCGCUCCUCUCUCCACUUAUGAGGCUAAACUUUGGUGAAGAGAUUCAACAACUGUGCCUUGAAAUUAUGGUGACUCAGGCACAGUCAUCCCAGAAUGCAACUGCACUCUUGGGAUUAUGGGUGAUGCCACCACUGAUCCACGGUCUGAGUCUGAAUAUUAAGAAAUACCUCCUGGUAACUGCACCUCUGUGGAUCAAACAUGUCUCUGACGAACAGAUCCUGGGCUUUGUGGAAAACUUAAUGGUAGCAGUUUUUCAAGCAGCUUCCCCACUUUCCAGUCCUGAGUUAUGCCCUAGUGCCUUGCAAGGUCUGAGCCAGGCUAUGAAACUGCCCAGCCCUGCCUACCACCUCUGGAGCCUGCUCUGUGAAGCUACUGGGAAAAUUUUUGACCUCCUGCCAAAUAAGAUUCGGAGAAAUGAUCUAGAGCUGUAUAUCAGUGUAGCACAGUGCCUCUCGGAAAUGACUGAUGAUGAAGCCAAUCGGAUUGCUCAGAUUACUGAGAACAGCAUAGAAAAGGCCACCUUUGUCAGACUGUACUUGGUCUCUCAAGGGCGGUUCCCCUUGGUGGGCUUGACUGAUGUGCUCCGUGUGGCUAUGCAGCACCAAGAAAAAGCCACGCUGGCCUGGAUGAUACUGCACAGCUUAUACCAGGCACGGAUUGUGAGCCAUGCCAACACAGGUGUGUUGAAGAGAAUGGAAUGGCUCUUGGAACUGAUGGGUUAUAUCAGAAAUAUUGCUUACCAGUCAACAUCUGUUCAGAAUGUGGUUCUUGAUGAGGCUUUGGACUUCUUGUUGCUGAUAUUUGCAACAGCAGUGGUUGCAUGGGCAGACCAUGAUGCCCCUCUCCUCCUCGGCCUCAGUGCCAGUUGGUUGCCAUGGCAUCAGGAAAAUGGCCCAGCUGUGCCAGCAUCAAGCUUCCUUGGCAGGAGUCCAAUGCACAGGGUCACUCUACAGGAGACUCUCACUCUCCUUCCCAGUAGCAUGCUUCUCCUGCUGCAGAAAGAGCCAUGGAAGGAACAGGCCCAGAAGUUCAUUGACUGGCUGCUCAACCUCAUGGAAAGUCCUAAAGAAGCCCUCUCCGCAAAAUCCAGGGAUCUUUUAAAAGCCACCCUGCUAUCCUUGAGAGUUCUCCCCGAGUUUAAGAAGAAAGCCAUAUGGACCAGAGCGUAUGGUUGGUGAACAGUUUUGCAGUAGCCAGCCGCAUUCUCAGAUGGAAGAGGAAGGAAAACCAUACAAAUGGAAGACUUUUUCAGAAUCUGUGUCUGGGAUCACUGAGACAUGAUGCAGAAAGUUAAGGGUCAUGAACUGACAUCUUGAACCUUGCAGGCCAAGAGAGGAGGCAUUGCUUUGGUACUCAGGCCAGUGGAAACUGAAAUGAGAACUUGAACUUUCUUAUAUUUGGUUAGAGUUCAAUCUGAAGAUUUUCUUUAUGAAAAUUGACUACAUCAUCUCAUCCUCCCUACAUUCUAGUAAAAUAAUCUCUUGAAUUUUGUGCUUGUGACUUUUAAGGCACAGGGAAGGUUUUGCUACCAAAACCAAACUAUAGUGGUGACAGUGGCAUCAUUUUGAUGAUCUAUUUCCGAUGAAGUUUCUAUAGGAUAUUAUUCAUUGGCUCAAUGAGUUAGAUGAAACACUCUCUUGAAACUACUGUACACAUUUAAAUGGUUUAAUAUGCUUAAUACAGAUUGCUGUAAUCAGAUGAAAGAAAUAACUGUGUCUUGUGUUAACAAGCCUCUGGAAUGGGGAAGUUUAAGGGCUACAGUGUAAGGGAACAGGUCCUUCAUGGGUUGAAGGACUUUAGAUUCCUGGGCCAGUUUGCAAACAUGGAUGGCAGUCAAGGACACUGAAGAGGAAGUGGGCACCGAAGAACCACUCUGCAUUCUUUCCCCUGAACCAGCAGGCAGCUUACUAAUGCUCAAGGAAAGGAUGAAGAAUCAGCCCAAACUUCUAAACCUGGACUGACUUUUUUGAUUUAGCCUAGUCUCUUCCCAUUCAUACUCUGUCCCUUCUCCUCCCCUUAGCAGGAAAGCAGAAUAAUUCAAAAGGGAGGUAAUAAGAUAUACCUUUAUCUUCUCUUCUCCAGGUCCCCCUUUUUGUCUUCAGCAAUCUUGAGCAUAAAAUUUAUAGGAUUUUUCUAUUCAUGGGAGCCUCUAAAGAGUCUAAAAUAUAAGAUUCUAAAUUUGAAAAUCUAAAAGUUCCAAAAUCUCAACAUUCUAAGAUAUAGGUCAUUGGAAUAAUAACACUGUUUUUCUUGGUUACAUGUUAUGACCUCAGGUAAAAAUUAACUUAUUCCCUUAGGAUAUUUCACUUUGUUCUCUAGAAACCAGAAGUCUCUGCUUUUUCAGACCAGAUGUUCUAAAGUAUAUACAAAAGGAAAAGUUUCUUUACAAGUCAUCUUCUGUUUUUGAAAUCGUAAGUUGCCAAGGCAAAGAGUAUGCCGGGAUAUACUAACAAAUUAAUGUCUGGGGUUAAAGCCAUGUUAUGUGUCUCAGAAGUAUCCAAACACUCUGAUUCUUGAUUUGAGAAGCGUACAUUUGGAACGGAUGUUGAGAUCCAUUAAAGUGCCUAAAAUCUUCUUUGUGUUUUAUUUGUAAUGCAGUGGUUCCAUGGUAAUUAAUAGGCUGUAAUAACCUUUUUUUGAAGUUCAUUGCCAGAGCUAACUUCUCCAAAUAAUUUUAACCAAAGAUAUUGAUGAUAUAAUUAUAUAAGGAGUAAGGCUUUGUUAAGGACUCAAAUAGUGUCUUGAAAUAAGUCACUUUGAACAUAGUUUUAGGUUUUUGGUAAACAUUUUAAUAACUUGCUUUUUUAGAAAUCAGAUCAUUUGGUUGAGGAUGAGGCCUUUCUUAAAGCCACAGUUAUAGUUAGGGUCCUGGUUAGUUUCUAUCUCUGACCCCAACUAGCCUAUUCUUAGCUGCAGGAAUUUCAGAUGGAACCAGGGGACAGAAUAUGGCUGGAACAGUUCACAUCCUUCAUCACUCUUGUGGAAAAACACCUCACAGCAUAUCAUCGUUAGGUAUAACUCUGUAUCAUCAUUGCUCUGAUCCUGAAUAAGGUAAUAUGCGUUUAUAUUUUCUGGAAGGAAAUACUUUAUUCUAAUUCUGGAAAUUCUAAAGUCUUUUUUAAAAAAACAUGAUAUAUAUAGUAUUUAUGAAGUAGUGAGUUGCAUGUAAUGUUUAUCUUCAUAAACAGUACAAAAUUUUUUUAAAUUGUAAUUUAGAAAGAUCAAUUCUUAUCAAACAUAGGGAACUUGUGAAAUAAUAUCCAGCUAAAUUAUUGGACAUAAAACUGAAUAAAAAUGACAGUGAUGACUCCCUGA
Pteropus alecto (black flying fox) is the source of this 7653-nucleotide messenger RNA. RefSeq names its product focadhesin (gene FOCAD). The coding region runs from base 99 to 5516 and encodes 1805 amino acids. NCBI's taxonomy places the organism in Eukaryota, Metazoa, Chordata, Mammalia, Chiroptera, Pteropodidae. Gene Ontology annotation, biological process: regulation of post-transcriptional gene silencing. The transcript has 44 exons. The record is from RefSeq and is a predicted model, not a curated record.